Folsomia candida is the source of this 1004-nucleotide messenger RNA. RefSeq names its product arrestin domain-containing protein 17-like. The transcript has 4 exons. The record is from RefSeq and is a predicted model, not a curated record. The coding region runs from base 1 to 693 and encodes 230 amino acids. Gene Ontology annotation, cellular component: cytoplasm. NCBI's taxonomy places the organism in Eukaryota, Metazoa, Arthropoda, Collembola, Entomobryomorpha, Isotomidae. Gene Ontology annotation, biological process: protein transport.
AUGCCCGAAAAAGGCGACUCACAAGGUUUGAAAUUUCCCUUCACAUUCCAACUACCACGUGACCUUCCAUCCUCCUUUCGACGCACCACGGGACGUGUGGUGUACACCAUCGAUGCCUCCGCCACCGACCCAUCCAAUCCCAAGAAGGAUAUCACUGCAAAUCUUAUCUUAAUUGUAAACGGCAUGCUAAAUCUGUCCCAUGAAAUGGCUUCCAAUCUGAAUAAGCCGGUGCAAAUCGAAGAUAGCAAGAAACUCGGUCUUUUCAGUGGGUCGGGAAAUAUUGGCUUCACUUUCAAACUCGAUAAGAGUUUAUUCGCUCCUGGUGAAUUUAUCGGAUUUUCUGCAAAUUUGGAAAACCACUCCAAGCAGAAGAUUGAACCUGAAAUAACGCUGGUUCAAGUUAUGGAAUUUCAUGUGAAGCAAAAGAUGAAAACACAAACGAGAGAAGUUGUGAACGUCACAGGACCGGAAGUUCUUCCGGGAAGGGAGGAAGUCUGGGUGGGAAAAGAUGUCCUGAAAAUUCCGGAUUUCGUGCUACCUACGGGAUUGGGUGGUCCCUGCAAAGUUAUUAAGUUACAGUACACUUUGAAGAUUAAAGUGGGGACAUUAUGCCGAGAUGUGCCCAUAACGAUUGGAGAAUCAGAAGUUAAACUUGACCCUCCUCCACCGUAUGAAGCUGUGAUGAAGGAAUAAAUAUUGCUUAUUCACAUUCGUUAUGAUAUUACAAGCCAAUAAAAUUGUUUACGGUUAAAACUAAUUCACAAAUCUAUCUGUAGUUCGCAUCGUUAAUAAAUAUUAAAAAAUUUCGAAACCUAUCAAAAAAUUCCCUUUAAAAAUGGCUUUACCGCAAUAGCUAAAAAAUAUCCAAAUACUUUUAGAAGCUGAGCAAAACAUUGUAUUUGUGUUCCCAAGUUUCCUCAGGAAACGAACGUGUUUUUAUUCAACUUCAGCUUAUUGUUAAAUUAUUUGUGAUGCAAAAUAAUAUGUAUAUAUUUAUGUUGAAG